GGGCGGUGAGGGCCGCAGUGCCGCCGCCAUGGGGCAGGACCAGACUAAGCUGCAGGUGGAGAAGGGGCUGAGGCUGUAUCAGGCCAACGACACGGCGCGGGCCCUGGAGGUGUGGGACCGGGUCCUGGAGCGGAGCAAUGACCCGCUCGGCCGCUUCCGAGCUCUCGGCUGCCUGAUCACCGCGCACUCGGAGCGGGGCCGCUACCAGGACAUGCUGCGCCUGGCCGUGCGGCAGGUGGAGGAGGCGCAGCGGCUCGGCGAGCCCGAGGCUCUGAGCGAGGCCUACCUGAGCCUGGCCCGGAGCAACGAGAAGCUCUGCCACUUCCACAAGGCCGUGUCCUACUGCCGGCGCUGCCUCGGGCUCCAGACCGCCCUCGGGCCGCUCCAGGGGCAGCUCUGCCUCAGCCUCGGCAACGCUUACCUCGGCCUCAGCAGCUUCCACCAGGCGCUGGAGUGCUAUGAGAAGGCGCUUCGCUGCGCUCACUCCCGGGACGACAAGAUGCUGGAGACGCGGGUCUGCUGCAGCCUCGGCGGCCUCUACACACAGCUCAAGGACUAUGAGAAGGCGCUGUUCUUCCCGUGUAAAGCCGCCGAACUCGUCAGCGACUACGGCAAAUGUUGGAGCCUGAAGUACCGCGGAAUGAGUCAGUACCACAUGGCCGAGGCCUACAGGAGGCUCCGCCGCCUCGGGGAGGCCAUGGAAUGUGGGGAGGAAUCAAUGAAGAUUGCACUGCUGCACGGUGACCGGCCCCUGCAGGCCCUCUGCCUGCUCUGCUUCGCUGACAUCCACAGGAACAAUAACGAUGUUGACGUGAGGCAUUCAAUAUGAUUUC
This is a messenger RNA of Callorhinchus milii (elephant shark), 833 nucleotides long. RefSeq names its product receptor-associated protein of the synapse, 43kD (gene rapsn). NCBI's taxonomy places the organism in Eukaryota, Metazoa, Chordata, Chondrichthyes, Chimaeriformes, Callorhinchidae. The record is from RefSeq and is a predicted model, not a curated record. Gene Ontology annotation, biological process: chemical synaptic transmission. Gene Ontology annotation, molecular function: acetylcholine receptor binding; protein-membrane adaptor activity. The transcript is spliced from 2 exons. Gene Ontology annotation, cellular component: synapse. Bases 29 to 829 code for a protein of 266 amino acids.